Molecule: messenger RNA, 1730 nt
Organism: Dissoconium aciculare CBS 342.82
Lineage: Eukaryota; Fungi; Ascomycota; Dothideomycetes; Mycosphaerellales; Dissoconiaceae
Exons: 1
Coding region: 400-1323 (307 amino acids)
Biological process (GO): dolichol-linked oligosaccharide biosynthetic process; protein N-linked glycosylation
Cellular component (GO): membrane
Molecular function (GO): UDP-N-acetylglucosamine-dolichyl-phosphate N-acetylglucosaminephosphotransferase activity
Source: RefSeq, a predicted model, not a curated record
UCUCACGCGAAAGAACCGUGUGUCUCCAUGCUGACAACGCAUUCAACAGCCCUGAAAUGAUGGGGUUGAUCUCCGCGUUGGUAUACCUUCUCGCCCUCAUCAACUUCCUUCCAUUCGCAUUCAAGCGCGAUAUUGUCGAGGUCACUAGCGGCGGCGGGAACAAGGACUACGUGAUUCACGCGCCAGAUGUCGAAGGCGGACGGUUCCUGCAUCGCUUUCCGCUUGAGAAGGUAAGUCUGCGCCGAUGCUGAAUGAUCGGUAGCCGAUUCGCGGUCCGACUAUGGAUAUGAAGCUGUCUUGUUCUGAUAUUUUCUGUCGAAAAAGCUUGCGUCUUAUGGCUUCGCUUACGGCACCCUGACUUCCACAAUCAUCCUCGGCAUCCUCGAUGACUCCUUCGACAUGCGCUGGCGCCACAAGUUUUUCAUUCCAGCCUUCGCCGCACUUCCGAUGCUUGGUCUGUACUUUGUCGACUUCGGCGUCACCCACGUCACCGUCCCGCGAUUCCUUCUCAACUACCUUCCUGCGGGCAGCAGUGAGCUCAUCGAUCUCGGCGCCCUCUACUACGUCUACAUGGCAGGCGUAGCGAUUUUCUGCCCCAACAGUAUCAACAUCGUCGCCGGCAUCAACGGAAUCGAAGUCGGUCAAAGCCUGGUCAUCGCGAUCCUCAUCGCCUUCAAUGACGCAUUAUACCUCCUGCCCAAAAACAUCGGCGGACCCGUCACACAACCACACCCUGCCGCCGACUCACAUCUCUUCAGUCUCUACCUCCUCCUUCCGCUUAUCGGCGUGAGCCUCGCUUUGCUCUGGCACAAUUGGUACCCAGCCAAAGUCUUCGUCGGCGACACGUACUGCUACUUCGCAGGCAUGGUUUUCGCCGUCGUCGGAAUCCUGGGUCAUUUUAGCAAGACUUUACUCCUGCUGUUCAUCCCGCAAGUGUUCAAUUUCGUCUAUUCGGCGCCGCAGCUUUUCGGCCUCGUGCCAUGCCCGAGACAUCGCCUCCCGCAUUUCAAUGCGCGGACGGGUUUGCUGGAACCUUCGGUCGCGAAGUACACGGAGGAUAAACCGGCAAAAGUGCUGGUUGGAGAGGUGCUCAAGAUUUUGCAUAAGCUUCGACUUGUGAAUGUUCGUGUCGAUGAGAAGGGUAGAGUGAUUGAGACGAGCAAUUUGACCAUUAUCAACCUUUGGCUCGUGUGGAGGGGACCGUUGCGCGAGGAUCGCUUGGCGACGGAGAUUCUCUUGAUGCAAUUGACGGUCGGAUUGCUGGGCUUAUGGGCGCGACACAGCCUGGCACUAUUGUUAUUCUCCUCAGAUAAUCGUUUCUGAAGCUCCGCGACAACUAUUUGUCGAGGGAAAAUUGAAAUUGUGGCAUAGCCGAAGGCGGAGUCUAGUAAAUGGCUCGGUGUUUCUCUCAAAGCGUCGAGUCCCGCACAUCGAUUGUCAUCGACAUCAUCAUGGCGCAGGAUCAUCACGAUCAGGUUUGACGACUUCCCAUGCUACCCGACGCGCGCUUUUCUUCGGAUUGUACACUUUCCGUAUGCUCUCUGGUUUGCGUUGAUUCAAAUCUGACCCUGCAACGAGUCGACUUGUCUGGGAUUGACUCUGGCCAGACUCUGCAUGCAGGAUGCCUGCUUGGGCCUCAAAUGAAUCAUAAUCCGUCUCAAGUGAGCUUUUCGGACGGAAUGGAUUGGUUUGCCAGGUUCGCAUUCUCUUGAAAUCGGUCGCACCCCUCU